Molecule: messenger RNA, 1137 nt
Organism: Lathyrus sativus (Indian pea)
Lineage: Eukaryota; Viridiplantae; Streptophyta; Magnoliopsida; Fabales; Fabaceae
Source: the annotation of a GenBank genome assembly
AUGAAAGGAAAAAUGAAAAAGAAGUUGAAAUCUGAUAAAGUCACAGACAGUAGAAGAGCCGGUGCUGAGGUGAAAAGUGAAAAUUUUGAGCAGCAAACCUGGGCUGAUCUGCCUGUUGAACUCUUAGAGUUGAUCUUCUCUCGCUUGGUUGUGGUGGAUAACAUUCGAGCUUCUGUUGUUUGCAAGAGAUGGCAUUCAGUUGCAAGUUCUGUACGUCCAGUGAACCAAUCACCCUGGCUUAUGUAUUUCCCAAAAAAGGAUAACCGAUAUGACUUUUAUGAUCCUGUGCAGCGAAAAACGUAUUCCCUCGAGUUUCCAGUGUUAGAUAGGUGUCGUGUUGUCUAUACGAAAGAUGGUUGGUUAUUGGUGAUACGUCGGAACUGGUGGCCUGAUGAUCACCCAUAUUUUUUCUUUAAUCCCUUUACUAGGGAGCUGAUCAAGCUGCCUAGAUUUAACGCUGCAAACCCCAUUGCCGCCUUCUCUUGUGCUCCAACAUCAGCUGAUUGUGUGAUAUUUACAGCUAAGCAUGUUGGUUCUACUGUAGUAGCUAUUAGCACAUGUUAUCCUGGGGCAAAAGAAUGGACAACUGUUAACUAUGGAAACCGCUCUUAUUUUUCCUGUUGCACAAGGACUAAGAUUGUCUUUUCUAAUGGGUUAUUUUAUUGUCUGAGUUACGAAGGUUUUCUAGGCGCAUUUGACCCGGUUGAAUGUACUUGGACUGUUCUGGAAGUACCCCCACCCAGAAGCGUAAAGAGUGUUAUUGCCAGACAAGGACGGAAAGGGAAAUUUAUGACAGAGCACGAAGGAAAUAUAUUUGUUAUUCAUAUAUCUUGUCCCGAGAGUCCAAUUAUUUUCAAGUUAGAUCACACACUAAUGGAAUGGAAAGAGGUGAGAACGCUAGAUGGGGUGACAGUUUUUGCUAGUUCUUUUUCAUCUCUUUCUAGGACUUACGUCGCUGAAAUAAUGAGAAACAGUGUCUACUUCUCUAAAGUCCUUAUCUAUGGAAAGCGUUGCAUAUUGUUCUCGCUUGAUGAGCAUAGAUAUUAUCCCAAUAAGCAGUGUCAUGACUGGAUAGAACCAGAAGCUUUUGAGAACCUCUGGAUUGAACCACCAAAAGAAUUUGCUGGCUGGAUGUAA